AUGGAGUAUCAUCGGCGAGGAAAGACCAAACACAACGGGGUAGCCACAGAGCAUCAAAAGUUUGAGGUACAAAGGAGGCUCUUAGCCGAAGCAGAUUUCUGUGGCGCCGACGAGGCCAGAAGGCAUGGUGGCAUAGCACCCAUCGCAGAGCCGAGUCGUUCUAUACCUGCAUUGGGUGCAGGCGAUGAUUAUAUCCUAAAAUGGAUUGCGCAGACCGAUAUGGAGAGCAGCAUGCACAGCAGAGGUUCUAAUGUAGAUCAGAAUAAGCACGAGUAUGGAAAGACCAGCAAAAAGCCACAGGCGCAUUUCCAAUCUUUCCACGAAACAACUCAUGAUGCUGGGGAUUAUCCAGAAGUCCGGAGAAAGCGACGACGAGAUAGCUCGUCCUCGGAUAGCUCCCUGCUUGAGCCCGCCGUCAAGUCGAAGUUGGACCAAGUGGUCAGAGGGCAGGUAAAGCCAGAUAUAUCCGAAGAACAAGAAAAGCCCUCAUCUCAUCCCCAAAAGAAGCGCAAGCCUGAGCCAUCAGAUGAGGGUACAUCUGUCCAAUUCAGCAACCCUCUGGAAACUUUUGAGAAGCGUCCUCGCCGCAAGACACGCGAUGAUCGGUAUGAACCGAAAAAGAAAAUGAAGAAGUCUGAAAAGCCCAAUGAAGGAAAGCGAUCCAGGACGAAACGAGAGAAGAAGGGCGAUAAAAGGAAAGCUGCAAAGAAGGCUGGAGAAGACCUUAUGCAGAACUUCUCGUCGAACCGCAUAGCCCAAGAGCGAUUGACAAUUCGGCCUCCUCAUGGCCUUGGGGUUUUCAAUAAUGGUCGAGCAUCCUCUCCAAUAAGGCGUCGAGGAUUGGCCGAUCUUGCUUUCUCGGAAAUGAGGUUUCUUCAGCGAUCCUCACACGUUCCAAGUACCAAGAAAAAAGAUACAAUCGUACCAAAAUCCCGCGAAAAGGAAACGCGUAGGGCUGAAAGGGCCCGGGAUGAAAUAUCCACUUUCUUUAAACCGAAACGGACACCAUUGGAAGAGACAGAAGCAAAUGCCGGUCCAGGAGCCUCAUCAACAUAUAUGAGUGAUCAGCAUCCGAUAGCUAGGAAGCGAGCAUCAGAACACCACUACACAAAGGAACAUAUACGCUCUCAACCUGAACAUUCCCCGAAGUAUCAACACGUUGAAUUUCAAUCAGCGCCAUUUUCGGAUACAACACGGGUGUCCAGCGACCUUUCUCAUUCGAGACAACUUUCCAGAAACUUUCCUGAUACUAUCAGCACAUCGUCUGGAGAAGCAAGUACUUGCGUGACAUGGUCAGAGACACAAUUUUCACCUAUUACUACAACAGCGGCUUGGAGACAAUUGAACAAUGCUUAUCAAUACCAGACUAGCCCAAUCCCAAACGCCGUUAAAAGAUUAAUUGAGAAUACAGGAAUCUUCAGGGAUACAGGGAUAGUAAUGUCACCAGACUUGAAUCGACCGAGAGAAAGGACAUCCCUUGAUAAGAGAUGUCAAACAUUGCAUCUUUCGACUAACGUUCCUAGCGUGGAUCGCUCAUGCGGAAUCAGCGGGAGUGCAGCAUCACCCAGUUCCAAAUCACCUGAUUUCCAUAGGAAGCGCCCGCUAUCUGGAGGGGAUAGCCGUUCUCCAAGAUCACCAAGAUUGUCAGGUUCUCAAGGUGAUAGUCAGAAACAAGGAGGUACCCAGCAAGCAGAUUCUAGACGUUUCAACAAUAGUACUCACUCUCCGGUGAGAAUUGCGCCAACAAGAUCCGGCCAAACGAUUAUUGAGAAUUAUGAAGCCAAGUCAGGAUGGCAUCAACAUCAAGAUCCAAUCAGAUCUGUACAUCCAGACACGAACACACUAGAUUACCAAGCACAAAAGGCUUGCGAAAGCGCGCCAGUCAACCGGGAACAGCUUGCUCAGAAUGCUCGCAUCAAACGCCCGCCGACCGAGCUACCUGCCGCUGAGGAUUCUAGGGAGGAGGUGCUUCAAUAUGGAAUGAAGGCGCAGACCCAAGACCAGAGGAAUGCCAACUAUCCGGAUAAGACAGAUCAACCCAAUGCGCUCAUUGUACCGAGACCUGGUGAAGGUACAUCAGAGAUAGCAUCUUCAAGAGGCAGGAAGACGCCUCUACGCAUCUCAUCCGCCCAAGCCACUUCCGAACAUGAAUCUCGAGCUAGAGAGACGAUACAGGCUAUGCAACAAGAUUUUGACCUUGAUGCACCAGUUGUAACUCAUCCCAACUCUGACUUAUUUGUGAAUGAACCAGCAACAAGAUGCUCGUCUAUGAGACCGCUCCGUAACGGACUAAGUACUGAAACCGCGGCCCCUCUUAGACAAGAUAUAAAGAAAGACUUGGUUAAUAGAGACGGUGAUUCUCUUCCUGCUCUGCUUAUAGGAGGAUUCUGGAAAACCCGCGACCAUGAGAUGAAUGCUCGACUUUCACGUUUGUCGCCAAUCCCUGAACAUGCACCACUAUAUGUCCAUCAACUGCAACGGUCGCAGUUUCAUGAGGAGCGAGUCCCGCAUGAAGAGAACUACAUCAGCCAUAGUUCUCAAGAACAUUUUGGCAACGAGGGUUAUGAAAUGUUACCUUACCUGGAAGAUGUUGAGUUCGAUCUUUGGGAAAGAAACUCUGGUACUGUUCUUCCGCAGGGUAACAACCACUUCAGUGGCAUAUCUCAUCAGGGCAUGGAAACAUUUGAAGAUUACAGUGGAGGGCACAACUUCAUUCCGGAAAUAUGGGAUGAGGAAGAUCACGCUGUUCUGGAGACGGAGAACUAUGACUUGUGGGAUGAACCCGAGCAGAACGCGAUACCCAGUUACGAAACCUUCGAGGGAGUCUACCGUGGUAACACUUUUGGUCAGCCAUAUGGGGAGGAUGCCCGGUAUGAGCAACCCACCAACGAAGAAGAAGGUUUAAUGCAAGGAUUUUGGCGGCCUUAUCGUUCCUAUUGA
Molecule: messenger RNA, 2940 nt
Organism: Amorphotheca resinae ATCC 22711
Lineage: Eukaryota; Fungi; Ascomycota; Leotiomycetes; Helotiales; Amorphothecaceae
Exons: 4
Coding region: 1-2940 (979 amino acids)
Source: RefSeq, a predicted model, not a curated record